CUGGGGCGACGGGAAGAGAUGAGCAACAACAGCAGUAAGAGAGCUCCAACAACAGCAACCCAGCGACUCAAGCAGGACUAUCUUCGAAUUAAGAAAGACCCUGUGCCUUACAUCUGUGCUGAGCCCCUCCCUUCCAACAUUCUUGAGUGGCACUAUGUGGUCCGAGGCCCUGAGAUGACCCCCUAUGAAGGUGGCUAUUAUCAUGGAAAACUAAUUUUUCCCAGAGAAUUUCCUUUUAAACCUCCUAGUAUUUAUAUGAUAACUCCCAAUGGAAGAUUUAAGUGCAACACGCGGCUGUGUCUUUCCAUCACGGAUUUCCACCCGGACACGUGGAACCCAGCCUGGUCUGUCUCCACUAUCCUGACGGGGCUCCUUAGCUUCAUGGUGGAGAAGGGCCCCACCCUGGGCAGUAUAGAGACGUCGGACUUCAUGAAAAGACAACUGGCUGCACAAAGUUUAGUGUUUAAUUUAAAAGACAAAGUCUUUUGUGAAUUAUUUCCUGAAGUUGUGGAGGAAAUUAAGCAAAAACAGAAAGCACAAGACGAGCUCAGUAGCAGACCCCAGGCUCUCCCCUUACCGGACGUGGUUCCUGACGGGGAGACGCACCACGGCCAGAACGGGCUUCCGCUCCUCAACGGGCACGUGCCGGGAGCCGGGCCGCACCUCGCAGGCCUCCAGCAGGCCAACCGGCACCACGGACUCCUGGGUGGUGCCCUGGCGAACUUGUUUGUUAUAGUUGGAUUUGCGGCCUUUGCCUACACGGUCAAAUACGUGCUGAGAAGCAUAGCGCAGGAGUGAGCCCCGCCGCGACCCGCAGAGGUGGUCGGAAACGAGGGACGCUGGGCCGAGCUCGACGCGGGCCGGCUGGACGUGCUGCCGGACACGGGCCCAACCCUUCUGACUCCUGGGGUUAGCUUUUUUAAAACCUUUAAAAGGAAAACAGAAACCAGAGUGUGUGGUUUGGAUUUGGAGGAGACAUGGGGUUCCCAGCCCCUGUUCUCGUCCUGGGGUCUGUCAGGGGCUGUGGGGCUCUGUGUCCAUGAGGAGGCUGCACGCUUUGGUUUUAUAGCUUAUUUCCUGUAUUAUCUUUUGAACCUGUUUUAGUAACCUGUUUUUCAUUUUAUUAGAUUUGGUCACUUAAAAAUAUAAAACUCCAUGCCUAUCCAACACUGCGUGCAUUCUUGGUCUUGGGGACCCUGACUUAGCAGGCAGAGGCUGGCGUCUCGAGGGGCAUGGCGGGGGCGCCCGGGGCCAGCUGGCCAGGGACAGCACGGCAGGUCGGGGACCUGGGCUUUGGUCUCGGCAUUUAAAACACGUUUGUGUUCACUUAGAACAAAGCAGGUUCUAAUGCGCGUGUGCUUCGCUUUGCUGAAGCUGACAAUCUGCUUACUUUCAGUGACCACAAGCUGUCGUCUUAACGCAUCGGGCUGAGCUGCCUGGCCCUCUUGGUCAUGCUGCCGGCUUCCCCUCACCCCGCAGCCUCCUCCAGGCUCCUGCGUGCUGCAGGGGGUCUUUCGGUUCCUGCGCUGGUGGAGGGUGGAGACCCCCAGCAGCCCCAUGGGGCCCCACCCUCCAGGCAGGCUCUGUACACUUGGGGCUUCCCUUACACUUGGUCCAGAUCUUUGGUUUGCCCUAAAGAUAGGCUCGCACAUUCCUUUUCACAGCUGAUCCAUGUCAGGUUCCUUGAAGACGACGUGGGGGACUGGGCGUCAGAGGGAGAAGCUACUGGGAAGGAUGCGGCUGGGUUCAGGGCAGAGCCGGCGGGCUUCGUCUCAGAUUUGGGACCUGUGAUUCCCUGGAUUGCCGAUGUCUUCCUGGUCCACGUCUCUGCUUAAUGAGUUCACCUGCACGGUGUUUGGAAGGUGCUGUGUCUGGGAGCCACCGGAUGAGAUGCUGUGACCUCGCUCUGGAGGCUGGCAGGAAACAGCAGUGUAGCUGGGCGACUGUGCAUUCUUGACAUUCUGUAUUUUUGGAUCAAUUUAUUUAAAAUUGCUCUUUGAUUUACCACUUGUGUGUAUUCAGCCUGCUUUUGUGAAAAGUUUUUCAUUAUAUCUUUGUUCCUAAA
Messenger RNA from Vicugna pacos (alpaca), 2065 nucleotides. The record is from RefSeq and is a predicted model, not a curated record. Lineage: Eukaryota; Metazoa; Chordata; Mammalia; Artiodactyla; Camelidae.